Molecule: messenger RNA, 400 nt
Organism: Cydia strobilella
Lineage: Eukaryota; Metazoa; Arthropoda; Insecta; Lepidoptera; Tortricidae
Product: flexible cuticle protein 12-like
Exons: 3
Coding region: 16-339 (107 amino acids)
Cellular component (GO): chitin-based extracellular matrix
Molecular function (GO): structural constituent of chitin-based larval cuticle
Source: RefSeq, a predicted model, not a curated record
ACAUAACUAGCAAAAAUGAAAUCGUUCAUCGUAUUCGCCCUGAUCGUAGCGGCCGUCGCCGCCGCCCCGCAACGCAGCGCUGACGCUGACGCUCAGAUCCUGCGCAGUGACCUGAGCAACAUCGGAGUUGAUAGCUACCAAUAUGUAGUCGAAACCUCAAACGGCAUUAAGCAAGAGGAGCAAGGGCAGCUGCAGAACGUCGGCACCGAUAACGAGGCCAUCCAAGUCCGCGGACAGUUCUCCUACGUCGGGCAAGAUGGCGUCACGUACUCCGUCACAUACGUCGCCGACGAGAACGGCUUCCAGCCCCAGGGCGCCCACAUCCCUCAACCUGCUUAAGUUAGCUAAUCCCCUGUAUAACCUGGCUGUUAAUAAAGUUUUUGUUUUUAUGUUUUAAUUU